ACAGCUGAUCAAAGUCCGAUUUCAAAACAAACCAAGCUUAGUGGUCCUGACGAAGUGGUUUUGCAUUUUGUAUUGUGGUUGAUUAUACCGUUUCAUACGUCAAAGACAUCGACAGUUGACAAUGUCCGGCCAGAAUUUUGCUAAAUUCGUCCACUGGGGAAGAAAUAUAAUAGCUGUCGGCAGGAAUUACAGAGAUCACUGUGCAGAACUUGGAAAUCAAGUCCCUACCAAGCCACUUCUGUUCAUGAAACCUCCAUCUUCCUAUUUAGAAGUUGGCACAGGACCUAUACAGAUUCCUAGGGGAUGCACAGACUUCCACCAUGAAGUAGAACUAGGUAUAGUGAUUGGUGAGACGUGCCGUGAUGUGACUGAGGAUCAAGUGAUGUCUCACAUUGCAGGUUAUGCUCUUACUUUAGAUAUGACUGCUAGGGACUUCCAGGAGGAAGCCAAGAAAAAGGGGACUCCAUGGACAUUGGCCAAAUGUUUCGAUACAUCCUUACCAGUUUCUAGAUUUAUCACAACCAAGGAACUUGCAGAUCCUACAAAUGUUAGUUUGUGGUGCAAGGUGAAUGAUGAGAUCCGACAGAAUGGAAACACUGCUGACAUGAUAUUUAGCAUACCACAUCUGAUCUCUUACAUAUCUCAAUAUUUCACCCUUCAACCUGGAGAUUUAGUGUUAACUGGAACCCCAGCAGGGGUAGGUCCCGUUUCUCCUGGUGACAGUAUAACAGCUGGAUUAGGUGACAUUGUGUCAAUGAAGUUUGAUGUUAUCCGAAGAGAGUAAAUGGAAUUUUACAAUAAUUGUAUUGUACAGGCAGUCCCCAAGCUUACGACAGGGUCUCCGUUCUUGAGAUGCACUGUAAGCUGGAGAAUCGUCAAAAAUCGGGUGUAUUAAAAACUAUGUAAACUGCAUUUUUAUCACGUUCUUCUUUUUAAAAUCUUCAAAUAUUAAUUAUUCUGCAUUUUUGGAGUCAUAUUUCUUCCACCAGAUCGGCGUUGUAAACGGUGUAACCCUGGAGCUUGUCUCGUAAACCUGGAAAUAAUUUAUGAUGAAUAUAAUUGAAAAGUGUCGUAACCUCAGGACGUCGUAAGCUGGGGACUGCCUGUAUUUAGCUGUGUACAGAAAUAUUUUCAAAUAUAUUUUCAAAGUUAUUUUGCUACAGUCUUACUAAGGUUGUAUAUAUCCAAAAUUUGGGUGUUUCAUAGCACAGUAAACAGGAAAAAGUUUAUACAAAUAAUAGUAUUAUGAUAGAAUUCUUUCAUACUCUUAGGGAGUGAUGUAUAUUUUGCAUUUUAUUAUACAAGUGGUCUUGUUUCUAGUUAAACAAGCUAAUAAUGGCAUACUUUGUGACAUUCUUUUUGUUUUUGAGUUUUACAUAUACUACUGGUAAGUUGGGUUUUCCACUAUUCUAUGCCUACUAUAGUUUGUGCAUUUAGGGGCAUCAAAGGGGUCUCAACUGUGAGGUUAAGGGCUUCAACGAUGUAUCAAUUUUGAGGUUAGGAUCAUCAGAUGUCACGACUGUGAGGUUAGGGUCAUCAAAGAUGUAUCAAUUUUGAAGUUAGGGUCAUCAAAGACCUAUCAGUUUUGAGGUUACAGUCAUAAAAGAUGUAUCAAUUUUGAGGUUAGGGUCAUCAAAGAUGUCAUGACUGUUGAGUUUAGGGUUAUCGAAGAUGUAUAAAUUUUGAGGUUAGGGUCAUCAAAGAUGUAUCAAUUUUGAGGUUAGGGUCAUCAAAAACGUAUCAGCUGUGAGCAAAGUCAUAAAAAAUGUAUUAACUCUGAUUUUAGGAUCAUUAAAGAUGUUCAUAUCAA
Molecule: messenger RNA, 1810 nt
Organism: Macrobrachium nipponense
Lineage: Eukaryota; Metazoa; Arthropoda; Malacostraca; Decapoda; Palaemonidae
Product: acylpyruvase FAHD1, mitochondrial-like
Exons: 4
Coding region: 122-784 (220 amino acids)
Cellular component (GO): mitochondrion
Molecular function (GO): acetylpyruvate hydrolase activity
Source: RefSeq, a predicted model, not a curated record